UCCCAAGUGCUCCUCAUGUUUCUAUAGUAAUUUCCAGCCAAUGAUCAGUAGGUGUCCACAUCUCUGCUUCCUCACCUCAGCACCAAUCAUCCACACACAGCGACAGGAGAGACGGACCGAGCAAACACUCUGCAGCUACACAAUACACACCGGACCAGGAGGAAACACCUCACCAUCCACAGUACACCUCCAUCGCUGAGCUACCCUGCCUGCUGUUUUUAUUCGCUUUCAGACCCACAUAUAAUCUUGUAUUACUUGUAUGUAUAAACAUUAAAGGGGCUUUGUUUUGAACGCUUACUGUGUAUCUUCACAUAUCUAGCGUUCUAUUUUCCCUCGUCGUGCAGUGAUGUGUUGCUCUGUGUUGGCAGACUGGUAGCGUCUGGAUUCUCUUUUCGCCAGGAACCUGGUAGUAUCAGAGAAGAUAUAUGAUGAAGAUGGUACAUUAUUGUUUGUAAGCUGCAUCAGAUUGACAAAGGUGGAAUAAAAUCAUAGACUUUAUUGUUAGAUCACCAAAUAAUUACAGCAAUGUCUAAUAUAAACAAUGCUCUUUGUGUUGAAAAUGGACAAAGUGCUGAGCCUUCUAUAUUACAAAAGGAUAAUAUACAGGGAAGUGGAUUAAACCCAGUUUUGGAUUAUAAUGCAGAAAUGGAAAGGUACAGAUCUUUUGCAAACUUUUACAAAACAAAUGGGGCAUUUCCACAGACUGCGAAGAUUGCUCGUAUAACAACGCCAAUUUUUCCCAGUGCCAGAAUUGGUGUGUCCCCUUGGAACUGCGAUAACGCUAUGCUGUGGGGAAGGAAAUCAGCAGCAAUAAACUCUAAUAGGACCAGCAUGCAUAGAAAUGAUUCCCAGAGGCAAGGGAAGCCUGGCGUGCCGCCAGAGACGUUGCAAAUGGCAAAUAAUAAUUUCCUCACUACCUUAUCCCCUGAACACUGCAGACCUUUAGCAGGAGAAUGCAUGAACAAGCUGAAAUGCGGCGCUGCUGAAGCAGAGAUAAUGAAUCUCCCAGAGCGCGUUGGAACUUUUUCCGCUAUUCCGGCUUUAGGGGGCAUCUCAUUACCUCCAGGGGUCAUCGUCAUGACAGCCCUUCACUCCCCCGCAGCCUCAGCAGCCGUUACAGACAGUGCGUUUCAAAUUGCCAAUCUGGCAGACUGCCCACAGAAUAAUUCCACGGGAUCCAGCGGAAACCCUGCAAAGAAGAAAAGGAAAAGGUGUGGGGUCUGUGCACCCUGCAGGAGGCUAAUCAACUGCGGGGUUUGCAGCAGUUGUCGGAAUCGCAAAACUGGCCACCAAAUCUGCAAAUUUAGGAAAUGUGAAGAGUUGAAGAAAAAGCCUGGCACGUCACUGGAGCGAACGCCUGUCACUGGUGGAGAAGCAUUCAGAUGGUUCUUUUAGUUGGCGACUACCACGUAAUCAGCACAGCCUGAAGUGAGUGAGGGAACAAGUAUGCCUGUCACAGGAAGCAAUUGCGGCCUUGAAAUCCAAGUCCAGCUCUGAAGAAAAAGUCACUAUGGUGAUGGUGGUGGUUUAACUCUGUAAUUUCCUUUCCUGUGUAAUAAUGUACCUUUUGACCGUAUCAUAAUGUAUAUUUUUGAUGUUAAUGAAUGUGUUUUCAGUGUUGUGGCUGUACAGAUAACAGUCAUUCUUAUAUAACGGGCUCAAAAGACAAUCAUGACAGAAGAGACCAUGAGGAUAACAUACAUACAACACAAUACACAUUAGAUUUGGAGCAAUAAUAUUUAGGUUAAUUCAUAUUCUUCUAUUUUUUGUACUUUUUAUUUGUAUUUAAUUUUACAUACAAUAUACGUAUUUUGGUUCUUGCACUGAAAUUAUUCAAAUAGCAGGGUUUCUUUUAUUACGGUACUUCAUUUUCAAGAAUCCAGAAGUCAAACAUAAAAAGGUAACCAAGGAUAUCGCAUUUGUUUUGUUUUCUUUGCUUAGUUGCUGAACAGGGCACAUUGUCUUGAGUAACAAGUUUCACCUCUGCAGAAGUACAUUUUACAAAAUGUGGCUUUUUUAACACAAGAAACCAAGAAGUAAAAUUUAUUUUUUUUGUUGUUGUUUUUUGUCUACAAAAAAAAAAAAGAAGUAUUGUAUAAAUUCAAGAGGCAUGUAUGGAGAGGAGAACAUUUAUUUGCAAAAUCAGAUCUACAGAAUUUGAGGUGAUGGUGUGGAUCAACCCAGAACUGUAGUUUAAUAGAACAGAUGAGCUCCAUCAGACAAGUAGGUAGAAAUAAGGGAAUUCUAUUUUACAUUUCAGGUAUUACAAUUUAGUAUUCUCAUACAGUACCUACCAGUUAUCCUUGAAUAAAGAGGAUUUUAUGUAUCUUCCCACUGCAGCAUUAAACCUGAUCUGCAUUGAUGUCUUUAAGUGAAGCAAAAGUACACAUUCCAAAUAAAUUAUGAUAUUAAUAAUUUGCUCUUGUCUUAAACCCUAUCGUUGCAUGUAUAAAUAUGUGUUUUGGUUUUAAAGUUAUAAGAAUUUGUAUAUUGUUGUUGUGAUGCUUUUACGUGUUAAAUAAAAUAAAAAAAAAUAAC
Molecule: messenger RNA, 2538 nt
Organism: Acipenser ruthenus (sterlet)
Lineage: Eukaryota; Metazoa; Chordata; Actinopteri; Acipenseriformes; Acipenseridae
Product: CXXC-type zinc finger protein 4
Exons: 3
Coding region: 526-1395 (289 amino acids)
Cellular component (GO): nucleus
Molecular function (GO): zinc ion binding; methyl-CpG binding
Source: RefSeq, a predicted model, not a curated record